Molecule: messenger RNA, 1229 nt
Organism: Lotus japonicus
Lineage: Eukaryota; Viridiplantae; Streptophyta; Magnoliopsida; Fabales; Fabaceae
Product: L10-interacting MYB domain-containing protein-like
Exons: 3
Coding region: 140-1027 (295 amino acids)
Source: RefSeq, a predicted model, not a curated record
GAGAAAUAUAUAAAUUUCUUCUAAUUAUUUGAGGGAUAUAUCUUUUUCACUACCAAACCCAGUGAAGAAAGAGGGAGGCAGAGCAGAAUCGUGAGAUUGUGAAGGGAAAUGAUCGAAAGAGCGCGCACUGUAUCAUUUGAUGGAAAUCGAAUCUAGUAAUCAGCCCAAGCAAGAGCGUUCGAGGACAAGAUGGACAGCAUCACUUGACAAGAUAUUUGCAGACUUGGUUGUCAAGCACAUCCAACUAGGAAACAGACCAAACGAUGUUUUUGACAAGAAAACAUGGAAUCACAUUCGUGACGACUUCAAUAAGCAAACCGACCUCAAUUUCAAUAACAAUCAAUUGAGGAAGCAUCUAGACGUUCUCCGAACACGCUUCCAUAAUCUGAAAUCUGCUUAUGAUCAAAAUAACGGCUUUGUAAUAGAUGAUUCCUGUUGCAUUGGCUUUGAACUGUGGGAAGACACAGGGGCACAACCUAGACCUGAAAUAGUUAAAGUGAAAGAUUGUCCCAUAUAUGAGCAGCUGUGCACAAUAUUCUCAGAUUCAGCUGCAGUGCCAGAUGGGAAAUAUGCCCAAUCUAGUCAUUAUGAAGUGGAUGCCACUAGCUUAAUUUCAUGUUCAGAAGCUGGGGUCUCAAAUCAUCAAUACCCAUCAUCAUCAAAACCCAUCUUAACUGCAGAGAAUGUAACUAAGAAUUCUCUUGAUAGGAAAAAGAAACGUCCAUCUGAGAUGCAAACAACUAGUCUCGAUCAAGACAGCUGUGAUGCUAUGGCAGAGGCCUUGUUAGAGAUGGUUGGUGCUUAUAGGUUAAGGACAAUUGUUUCAACUGUAGGUGAUGAUAAAUUUUCCGUAACCAAUUGCAUUAGGGCACUUGAUGAGGUAGAUGGCAUCAACGAACAGCUCUACUUUUCUGCAUUGGAGCUCUUUGAGGAUCCUAGUUUAAGAGAGAUAUUCAUUUCUUUAAAAUGUGACAAGAUACGACUGGCUUGGUUACAAGGUAAGUGUGGUAGGAGGAACAUUCCUUAGAUGUAGGCCCUUUUUAGCUCAGUUGUAUUUACUAAGCCUAAUGACGUUUAUUUAUGAUAAUCUCUUUGGCUAGAUGUAGUCCUUUUUAAAUUGCCGCUGUUUUUUUUGUUUUUAAGUGCUAUCUCAUGUGGACAUUGUGCCGAUAGCUUUUUCUCUGGAAGCGGUUUGCAAAUAAUUCAUAAACUUUUAUCUUUUGUUACCA